Molecule: messenger RNA, 585 nt
Organism: Ilex paraguariensis (yerba mate)
Lineage: Eukaryota; Viridiplantae; Streptophyta; Magnoliopsida; Aquifoliales; Aquifoliaceae
Source: the annotation of a GenBank genome assembly
AUGGAGGCUAUAGAACAAGCUGGGUUAAAGGUAGCCACAGAUCCCACUGGCAAAGGCUGUGAAAAACUGGCAGCUUUUCUUAAUGAACCUGUUCAUAUGUGGAAGAAUGAUUCUUUUAUUGCUGCAUUCCCAUCUCCAAAGGUUUACAUCACUUAUGGAAUUAACUUCCCUGAGGUGCCUGCUAUUGGCUGCCAAUGGUUCUCUUCCCCUUUGUUGGAUGGGACUUGCUUCGCUGAGCAAAUAUCUUCUUCAAGAACCUUUUGCAUUUAUGAAGAGGUGGAGCGAUUGCGUGAUGCAGGACUCAUUAAAGGGGGUUCAACAGAAAAUGCUAUUGUGUGUAGUGGCAGUAGAGGUUGGUUGAAUCCACCACUGCGUUACCAUGAUGAGCCUUGUCGACACAAGGCUCUGGAUCUUAUUGGCGACCUAUCUCUUUUUGCACGAAGUGGUAGUCAGGGGCUUCCAGUGGCGCACAUAAUUGUUUACAAGGCAUGUUCCUUCUCUGGUGGUCAUGCACUGCAUGCUGAAUUUGUUCGAUCACUAGAGUUGAACCGGAAAAGUGACUGCUGGUUGUCAAAAAGCCGGUAG